Molecule: messenger RNA, 5544 nt
Organism: Diospyros lotus (date-plum)
Lineage: Eukaryota; Viridiplantae; Streptophyta; Magnoliopsida; Ericales; Ebenaceae
Product: PH, RCC1 and FYVE domains-containing protein 1-like
Exons: 8
Coding region: 700-3528 (942 amino acids)
Molecular function (GO): metal ion binding
Source: RefSeq, a predicted model, not a curated record
AAGAGAGACAAGUUCAAUCUGUUUGUAAAGGGGAAGGAAGCGAGGGAGGGAGGGAGAGAGAGAGAGAGGGGAGGAAGAGAAAGAGAAAUCGCAAUUCCGAAAAAUUGUAUCUCUUUCUCUUCUUCGCGUGAUCUUCAAUUGUAGGAUUCGUUUCGUUUCGUUUCGCGUCACAAGCAUUCCGCAUCCGAAUUGGAUCGCUUAGUUCUUCAGCCACCGUUUGGAGCUCAACGACUUCAGAUUCGUUAAGGUUGGUGCAAUCCCCUGUUCUACGCAACCGUGGCUGGCAUUCUCCCAGCACGCCUGUACGGAUAGAUGGUUUUUGCAUUUUCCAAUAUCUAUACGUGCGAAAUUCGGAGCUUUUCAGGUUUUUGAAAUGGACCUAUGAAUUUCUAGGAUUCUGUGAAUUGUACCGAGAACUUGUGUGAGCUUGACAUCGGUUGGUUGGCUUAAGUCUGAGCGUGUGAUGUCUUUAGGGGUGCGUUUAUGGGAUUCUUUUGAGUUGCAGGGAUUUUAUUGAUGGAGUUGAUAAGCUGGCAGUGGUUUUGAUGGGAAUAUAUAUGGGAUGGGUUGAUGAAAGGAUUGGCUAUUCGAGUUUACCAGUUGGCGUGGAUUGAUUUUUUUAUGGGGCAGAGUUGUGUAUUGAAUUGCUCUAAUGGGUUUUGGGUCUACUCCUGGGGUUUCCCUGAUAUUGCAACUUGAAUGGCUGAUUCUCAGAGGGCUGGUCUCGUCGAAAGAGACAUUGAACAGGCCAUUAAAGCGCUUAAGAAGGGGGCAUAUUUGCUUAAGUAUGGGCGCCGAGGGAAGCCAAAGUUCAGUCUAUUUAGACUUUCUACUGAUGAGACUGCAUUGAUAUGGUACCGUGGCAAAGAAGAAAGACGGGUUGAACUAUGUCAAGUUUCAAGGAUAAUUCCUGGCCAGCGUACUGCAACAUUUCAGAGGUAUCCCCGUCCAGAGAAGGAAUAUCAGUCAUUCUCUCUCAUAUGCAAUGACCGAUCCUUGGAUUUGAUAUGUAAGGAUAAGGAUGAACUUGAGGUUUGGUUUGUUGGUCUAAAGGCAUUGAUUGCACAUGGUAGUUAUCGCAACUUGGGAAGUGAAGCAAGGAAUGGGAGUACAUCUGCAGAUAGUCCACAUGCUCAGAAAACCUGUCCUACUGCCUUCCCUUUUGAUCAAGGAGAUACUCCAUACAUUGUGAGUCUUCCCCAUACUGGGUUGGGAAAGGCGUUCUCUGACAUAAUUUCAUUAACUGCAGCAAGUGAAAUCCAGGCUCAACCUGAACCAGUAACCGAUUCUUUUAGUCCAUUGUCAUGUGAAGGUCUAGAAAAUAAUUCAAAUGGUCUUAGUUCAGUUGCUGAAACAUUUCGAGUUAGUUUAUCUAGUGGUCAAAGUUUAUCAAGCCAUGGUUCCACCCAUGAAGAUUUUGAUGCCUCGGGUGAUGUUUUGAUAUGGGGAGAACAAAUCGGUGAUGGACUCCUGGGCGGUGGCAUGAAUGGGGCUGGUAGUUCAUCUGGCACCAAGACAGAUGCAUUUUUUCCUAAACUGUUGGAGUCGACAGCUGUACUUGAUGUUCACAGAAUUGCUUGUGGUGGUAGGCAUGCUGUCUUAGUCACAAAACAAGGAGAGAUAUUUAGUUGGGGGGAGGAAUCUGGGGGCAGGCUUGGGCAUGGAGUAGAAGCCGAUGUUUCACACCCAAAGUUCAUUGAUGCUCUUGGUGGUGUGAACAUUGAACUAGUAUCUUGUGGUGAAUAUCACACGUGUGCUGUUUCAUUUUCUGGGGAUCUUUAUACAUGGGGUGAUGGUAGUCACAACUCUGGUUUGCUUGGGCAUGGAAGUGAAGCCAGUCACUGGAUUCCUAAGAAAGUAAGUGGUAUCUUGGAGGGAAUACAUGUAUCAUAUAUUUCAUGUGGACCUUGGCAUACAGCUCUUGUAACAUCUGCAGGCCAGUUGUUUACUUUUGGAGAUGGAACUUUCGGUGCCUUGGGCCAUGGAGAUCACAAGAGCGCAGGCACCCCAAGGGAAGUGGAAGCCUUAAAAGGAUUACGGACAGUAAGUGUCGCUUGUGGAGUAUGGCAUACUGCUGCAGUUAUUGAAGUAAUGUCUGGAUCUAUUUCUGUAACUUCUGAUAACUCUUCAUCUGGAAUGUUAUUCACCUGGGGGAAUGGGGAUAAAGGUCAACUUGGACAUGGUGAUAGAGAAUCAAGUGUAGUUCCCAAGUGUGUAGUUUCAUUGAUUAACAUAAGCUUCUGUCAAGUAGCCUGUGGCCACAACCUAACAGUUGCUCUUACAACUACAGGACGAGUUUACACAAUGGGAAGCACAGCUUAUGGUCAGUUGGGGAGUCCUUUAGCUGAUGCAAUGACACCCACCUGCGUUGAAGGUAAUAUUGCUAGCAGUUUUGUGGAAGAAAUUGCCUGUGGCUCCUAUCAUGUUGCAGUUUUAACUUCAAAAAGAGAAGUUUAUACUUGGGGGAAGGGUGCACAAGGCCAAUUAGGCCAUGGAGACAGUGAGGAUCGGAAUACACCCACACUAAUUGAUGCUUUUAAAGAUAAGCAAAUAAAGAGCAUAGCUUGUGGUGCAAAUUUUACUGCUGUUGUAUGUCUUCAUGGAUUAGCAUCAACCACCGAUGAUUCUUUGUGUUCUGGUUGUCACAAUCCAUUUAAUUUCAGAAGAAAACAUCAUAAUUGUUACAACUGUGGCCUUGCUUUUUGCAGCACAUGCAGCAGUAGGAAAUCACUGAAAGCUUCUUUAGCUCCUAGUAUGCACCGACCAUAUCGUGUAUGUGAUGAUUGUUUUAACAAGCUAAACAAGGUUGCUGAAUCUGGAUCUCAUGCUCUAAUUUCUAACAUGAAAAGUGGGUCUAUCCUUAAUAAAUCCAAUGAGGCAGCUGAAAAAGAGAUCAGGGGUCAUACACUACAACAGUCUUCUAUACUUGCAUCUUCCAACAUAAUCAAUCAGGCUGAAGGCAGAAAUUCUAGAUCCAAUACAAAAAUAGAAUCAAAUGGUAGCCAUGUGUUCCCGAUUGCAAGUGGAAAUACACAAAGGGGGAGUAUCUCUUCCUCAAAAGCAUCAAAAUUUCUAAUUGGAGCUCAAAAGAAUUUUUUUCCAGUUUCAGUUUCUGUUCCUGUUUCUAGAAUGGUGUCUCGGGCACCAUCUCCUGUUAGAAGAAAGUCAGCUCAGGUGCAGUCUGCAACACUUGCAUCAUCACUCGAUCUUCAUACAUCUGAAAUGGUGAUUGCUGAUUCAAAGAAUGAAAAUGAAAGACUAAGACAAGAUGUCCUAAAUUUGAGAGCUCAGGUUGAGGAUCUUACUAGCAAGUCCCAACUUCUAGAAGCAGAACUGGGGAGAAUGUCAAGGCAAUUGAAGGAAGCAACAGAUACAUCAGCAAAUGAAGCUGAAAAAUUCAAAGCUGCAAAGGAAGUUAUUAAGUCUCUAACUGCACAGGUAGGACCUGGGGACAACAGAUGGCUUUGGAACUUGUCAAAUUACAGGUAUUUCUUAGUUUCGUUCUUGUCUGUGACAACUGUAGAUUAGAUUUCCCUUGGAAAUCUUUAUGGAGGUUGUACACUCCACCGAUGGUAGUUUUUUUUGUUUGGACCACUUGUCUUGGCACCGUUCUUAGAAUAGACAAUUUGGUUAAGAGGGUAUCUUGUGACUGAUUGGUACUAGUAAGAAGGAAGCAGAUUUGGUCCUCCAUUAUUUAGUGGCACAUGAUAUUUGGAGCAUUUUCUGUCUUUGUUUUUUCUUUCUUCUGUAGUCUGCAGUUAGCAAUUCUAGGUUCAGUGUUUGAUGGAUUAUUUUCUUGAAGUAGGGCUUUUCCUAAAUUCCUAACAAGAAAGUGAGAGAGUUUUGUGCUUAUUAUUCCUUUUCAUGUCCCAUGGCAUAUUCGGAGGGAGAGAAAUACUCUGGAACUUCUACUAUUUUUUUCAAGGGAAACAUGCUCGUUUCCCUUUCCUUGUGAGUCAGAGGAGAUUUAGGGGCUGUUUAGUUGUAGAAAACAGCCCUAGUUUCCAGAAAAUUACUCUACAGAAAAUAGAAAAUUAGAAAACUUGUUCAAACACAAAAAUUUGCCAAACAGAAAUGGAAAUUUGGUGAAUGUAGUUUUCCAAAAUUGAACUGAAUUUGGAAAACUCCUAAAAUGAGUUUUCUAAGUUUUCCUUAUUAAUUUGAAGAUUGGGAAAAUGUGGUUUUCCAAAAAAAAUUCCCAAAUCAUCUCCAUCUUGUUCUCUAAGACAAGUUACACAGAAGAAAUUAAAACAUCUCUCCUUUUUUCUGAACAUAUGUUACAAGUUUCUAGAUUGGAAAAUUAGUUUUCUGGAUUUCAAACAUCUGAAUGCAUUUUUCAAAUUUUCUCUGGAAAAUGAUAACAAUAAAUUUUAUAGAAAAUUGGAGAUAGAAAACUAGAAAUCAUUUUCCACAACUAAACAGCCCCUUACCUUUCUCACACUUGAGUCUUCUGUAAAAUUUUUGGAUGAUAUUUUGUUGAAAGUUGUUUGAGGUUUCUUUUUGUAUAGAGUUCACCCCUACAGUCUUUUGCAUAUAUUGUAAAAUUUCCCAAUAAUAAUAAAGACAAAAUGUCUUGACGGUUCUAUGAGAUGCAUUAAGCUCUGAAGAUGUGUGCUGGAUAUUUGCUUGUGUCUACUCUUUGCUUUAUUUCGAUUGCAAUGGGUUUUGUCUUGAUGUAUGUAUGGCAGUGUGUCACUUUAUAUCAUACUAGUAAUGAAAAACCUAAUCAUAUACAUGCAGUUCAUGGGUUCUAGAUUUCAUUUCUUAAUAUAUUGGAUUUUAUUCAACCCAUCUCUGUGGUCCUGCCAGCUACACAUGCAAAAUUAGAUGUCAUAUCCUCGAAUCAAGAUAGAGGAUGAAGAUAAAAGUGAAUAUUAGGUCUGUUUAGGUUUGAUUCAUUAAAAUGUCAGUUUGAAGUCAUAAACUUAUCUAUGCAGUUGAUAAGUGAUGGGAAAUUAAAGAAAAACCAACUUAACAAAAAACAGACAAGAAAUAAAUUUUCUGUUAGAUGCCAAAUCAAAUGGAAGUUGCAUUGAUGCAUAUGUUUGAUGGCAACAAGCAUUUCCUAUUGCAAAAUCCAGUUACCUAUCCCUUUCAAGCUAGUCAUGUUCCUGUUAUUAUGUGGAACUUGCAUUAAGGAUACUGCAAAUGCUGUGCCACAUAUAUAUAUAUAUAUAUAUGUGAUUGAGAUAAAUCCACUCCCUUUCUGUGAUGUAAAUUCCUUGCACCGAUCUUGAUUUCACACAUGCUAGAUGUGUGCCCCCACCCCACCUAGUCCAUGUAUCCUGUCAAGUCCUAUUUGCAUUAUCUUUUACCUUAUUCACUGCUGGCAAAAAUUCAUAUGUAUUGCAUGAUUUAACAGUUAUGCAUAUUUGAUUCAGCCAAAAAAAAAAUAUGCAUAUUUUUAUGUUAUCUCUUAGUUGUAUUUUUACAAUGACUGGCAAGCUAGAAUUUACGUAGCCAACCUCACCUAGCGGAUUAAGUCUUGGUAUCCUGUUCUUCUUCUUGUUAUUUUUCAAGGCUUGAUAUGUUGUUGGUGUGAAG